This is a messenger RNA of Sphaerodactylus townsendi, 1998 nucleotides long. RefSeq names its product ubiquitin conjugating enzyme E2 F (putative) (gene UBE2F). Gene Ontology annotation, molecular function: NEDD8 transferase activity. The coding region runs from base 179 to 829 and encodes 216 amino acids. The record is from RefSeq and is a predicted model, not a curated record. Gene Ontology annotation, cellular component: nucleus. NCBI's taxonomy places the organism in Eukaryota, Metazoa, Chordata, Lepidosauria, Squamata, Sphaerodactylidae. Gene Ontology annotation, biological process: protein neddylation. The transcript is spliced from 11 exons.
GCCUUCCUCUUCAAAGUCCGGAAGCCCCGCCCCAUCCGGUCUGCGCGGGGGGGGGGAGGAGGAGGAGGAGGCGGCGGCGCGGGACGGAGGCUGUCGGGGAUGCUUCCGGUCGGGGCUGCCGCGCCGAAGAGGGCAGCCGCAGCGGCUUGACUUCGCGGCCAGACUGCAGACAGCAGUUAUGCUAACUCUGGCAAGCAAACUAAAGCGGGAUGAUGGUGUCAAGGGGCCCCAUGCGUCGAACUCGGCUUCUGAUUCAACUCGGAGAGUGUCAGUUAGAGAUAAAUUGCUCAUUAAAGAAGUUGCAGAACUUGAAGUAAAUUUACCUUGUACAUGUAAAGUGAGCUUUUCUGACCCAAAUAAACUCCAUCAUUUUCAUCUUACUGUAAGCCCAGAUGAAGGUUAUUAUCAAAGUGGAAAAUUUCAAUUUGAAAUUGAAGUUCCAGAUGCCUAUAAUAUGGUGAUGUUCUUCCUUCUUGGCAGACGGCCUGUGAAGCAAGUAGGCGAGGUGGAGACAGACUGUAGAACAGUUACAGUUUGCUUCUCCUACUGCCUUCCUUCAGCUUGCUGCUUUCUUUCAAAGCCUCCCAAAGUAAAAUGCUUGACUAGAAUCUGGCAUCCAAACAUCACUGAGACGGGGGAAAUCUGCUUAAGUUUAUUAAGAGAACAUUCGAUUGAUGGUACUGGCUGGGCUCCAACUAGAACUUUACAGGAUGUUGUUUGGGGACUAAACUCCUUAUUUACUGAUCUCUUGAAUUUUGAUGAUCCUUUGAAUAUUGAAGCUGCAGAACAUCAUUUGCGUGACAAGAAAUCGAAAAUGUUUUUUUUCUAGGGGGACUUCCGAAAUAAAGUUGAAGAUUACAUUAAUCACUAUGCAAGAUGAUGAAGAGAAAUAGCAACAUAUCAUAUUGUUGACUGUAACUUGACUGAAAACAACACAAAGCCUGGAAUGUCCGUGUCUUUUGCCCCUGUUGUUCCAAGAAGAAAACCAGCUUCAUGUAAAAUGGAGAGUACACUUGUCAGUCCAGCAAGGAAAUUGUAUGUGUUGAUUGAAGAAAUGUGUUUGCUUUGCUUUAUAAUUUCUUCUCUGAAAAUAUACUGUAUAUCCAAAAUUGAGAUAUGCUUCAAAAGCUAAAAGAGAAAAAGCUAUUAAGGUUGUAUUCAUACUAUUUAAAAAACUUUUCUAUGACUAGUAGGAAGGAAUGGUAUGCAACUGGAACUUGUGAAAGUUGGCAGGUAAAAAAGUAGGUUUUGUUAACAUAAACAGUUGCCUUCAUAAAACUGAAAUAGUUGGAACUCAUAUUGCCCAGAACAUAUAAGACUAGUUAUACCUAUUGUGGAAAUUUGUAUACUUCAUUUACAUUUUUACAGUUGCUGCUAUCAUUUCAUCUUAGGGGCUAUACUGUUUUUAUUUUACAUUCAUUAGCAAAACCAAGAACUGUAUAAAUGCAAUGGUGAAAAAAAAUCCAAUGUUUUACAUGCUAUCACAAUGAAAGGGAAAGUUUUGUUUUCUUUUUACAUAAUAAUGUUUUAAUUUUUACAUUCUGUUAGGGAGACUUGAUAUAUAAGGUAAAAUGAAAUUUAGUAACAUGGAGUAAUUCCAGGACCCAGUAUUCCAGGACCUAGUCCAUGAGAUGCAAAUUUUCAGUUUCAUUCAGUUUUGGAUGCGAAACCUUUUGUGGUAAAGGCACUGUGGAUGCAAAAUACUUUUAAAACAGAAAGACUGUAUAUGAGAUCACAAAAUCCCUUUUGAACAGAGGAGGCAUGUACCUCAGGAACUUAUUGAAAACAUGUUCCAUGUAUUCUUGUUACUUUAGUUGUUCCUGAUAUAUACGAGUCAAAACUGAUUCUCUGUAUUUUGAUACUGUUAACUGGCCUGGGAUUUAGAGAAGAAAAAUGCAAGCGCCAUCGUUACUUAAAUAAUUUAAUUCUGGGAUUUAUAUAGAGAAGUAAAAUGUAUCUGGUUUACAACAAUAAAUUGCUAUCAAAGCCAGAAAGAAA